AUGAAGACAUUCAAAUGCUGUUUUAAAUACCCAGCACAGCAGAAAGUUUUCGUCUUAUUUUUAACUCUAUGGCUGUUCUCCCUGUUGAAGCUUCUAAAUGUGAGGAGACUCCUCUUCCCUCAAAGAGGCAUUUACUUGGUUGAAUACUCCCUGAGUACCUCACCUUUUGUAAGAAACAGAUACACCAAUGUUAAGAAUGAAAUCAGGUAUGAAGUUAACUGUUCAGGUGUCUAUGAACAGGCACCUUUGGAAAUUGGCAAGAGUCUGGAAAUAAGAAGGAGAGAAAUCAUCGACUUGGAUGAUGAGGAUGUCGUGGCAAUAACCAGUGAUUGUGACAUUUAUCAGAACCUAAGAAGGUACCAUCAAAAGCCUGUUUCAAGGGAGGAGAGAAGCUUCCCGAUAGCCUAUUCUUUGGUUGUUCAUAAAGACGCAAUUAUGGUUGAAAGACUAAUCCAUGCUAUAUACAACGAGCACAAUAUUUACUGCAUCCAUUAUGACUAUAAGUCACCUGAUACCUUCAAAGUUGCCAUGAACAAUUUAGCUAAGUGCUUCUCCAAUGUUUUCAUUGCCUCCAAAAUAGAGACAGUACAAUAUGCCCACAUUUCCAGACUCCAAGCUGAUUUAAAUUGCUUGUCAGACCUCCUCAAGUCUUCGGUUCAGUGGAAAUAUGUUAUCAAUCUGUGUGGGCAAGAUUUUCCUUUGAAGUCAAACUUCGAAUUAGUGUCAGAGCUGAAGAAGCUCAAUGGGGCAAAUAUGUUAGAAACGGUAAAACCCCCUAACAGUAAAAUGGAAAGAUUCACUUACCACCAUGAACUAAGACAGGUGCCUUAUGAAUAUGUGAAGCUACCAAUAAGGACAAACAUCUCCAAGGAAGCCCCCCCUCAUAACAUUGAGAUAUUUGUUGGAAGUGCUUAUUUUGUUUUAAGUCGAGCGUUUGUUAAAUAUAUUUUCAACAACUCCCUCGUUAAGGACUUUUUUGCCUGGUCUAAAGAUACGUACUCACCUGAUGAACAUUUUUGGGCUACCUUAAUUCGGGUACCAGGAAUACCUGGGGAGAUUUCUAGGUCAGCCCAGGACGUGUCUGACUUACAGAGUAAGACCCGCCUUGUCAAAUGGAAUUAUCAUGAAGGCCUUUUGUAUCCCCGUUGUACUGGCUCCCACCUUCGAAGUGUGUGUAUCUACGGAGCAGCGGAAUUAAGGUGGCUUAUAAAUGAUGGACAUUGGUUUGCUAAUAAAUUUGAUUCUAAGGUGGACCCUGUCUUGAUUAAAUGCCUGGCAGAAAAGCUUGAAGAACAGCAGAGAGAAUGGAUUACUUUGUCUUCAAAAAAGUUAUUCAUGGCUAAAAGUCCCAUAAUCACAUCAUGA
Molecule: messenger RNA, 1365 nt
Organism: Puma concolor (puma)
Lineage: Eukaryota; Metazoa; Chordata; Mammalia; Carnivora; Felidae
Source: RefSeq, a predicted model, not a curated record